This is a messenger RNA of Thalassophryne amazonica, 1419 nucleotides long. RefSeq names its product alpha-(1,3)-fucosyltransferase 9-like. The record is from RefSeq and is a predicted model, not a curated record. Bases 150 to 1226 code for a protein of 358 amino acids. The transcript is spliced from 2 exons. Gene Ontology annotation, cellular component: membrane. NCBI's taxonomy places the organism in Eukaryota, Metazoa, Chordata, Actinopteri, Batrachoidiformes, Batrachoididae. Gene Ontology annotation, molecular function: alpha-(1->3)-fucosyltransferase activity.
CAUGAGGUAAAAGUGAGGAAGUCUGUGAAAAAUCCCCUCUUCGAGCUGGGGUUGUAUGCUACAAAGUCUUAUUCUUUGAGAGUCAGAGGAGGAAUACGGUGAAACAAGCCUCAGCAAGUGGAAUUACAGAAGACGCAUAAGGGCAGAGUAUGUCGACAGAAAGUCCUCUCAGACUUCGACCCCUUCUGCUUGGCAUUGUCACUCUGGGAUGCAUUGUGUGUCUGUUCCUGGUGUAUUUUCAGCCACCCACCAGGUGGUUAGUGAAUCCUGUUGAGGCAACAGUAUCUGCAGAUGAUAUGAAAAACGUGUUUGUUAGUAAGACUGGUAAAAACCUGACCAUUGUGCUGAUGUGGCUCUUCCCGUUUGGGAUCCACUAUGACUUGGACGUUUGUGGCUCACAAUUCAACAUCAAGGGCUGUUUCCUCACAUCAGACAAGAACUUUUACAGCAAAGCCAACGGCGUUGUCUUCCAUCACAGAGACAUUAGCACUGACCUGUCCAACCUACCACUGCUCCCGCGACCGCACUUUCAGAAGUGGAUAUGGAUGAACUUUGAGUCUCCAUCAUAUACCUCCAAGUUGCCUGGGAUUAAGAACCUGUUCAAUCUGACCCUUAAUUACCGCCAGGAUGCUGACAUUGCAGUGCAUUCUGGCUAUAUCAUGCCACUGGAACAUAAGGAGACCUUUGUACCAGUGGAAAAAGACAAGCUGAUCUGUUGGAUUGUGAGCCACUGGAGGCCAGAACAUGAACGUGUGAAAUACUUCAAUGAACUGACCAAACACAUUCCGGUUCAUGCGUACGGACAAGCCUUUGGGAAUAAAAUCCCAUGGCAAGACUAUGACUCCACCAUCACCAGCUGUAAGUUCUACCUUGCCUUUGAAAACUCUAUUCACAAGGACUACAUUACUGAAAAACUGUAUAAUCCACUAUCUUUGGGAACCGUACCAGUGGUUCUUGGCCCACCUAGGCAGAACUAUGAGAACUUUGUCCCGGGUGAUUCAUUUAUCCAUGUAAACGACUUCACAUCACCCAAAGAAUUGGCUGACUACUUACUGCUACUCGAUAAGAAUGAGGAAAUGUACCUCAGGUACUUUGAGUGGCGACGUCACUUUAAAGUAAGGAAGCCCUACAUUUGGUCCGAACACACAUGUUUGGUGUGUGAUUACUUGCGUAACCACAAAGAAUACAAGACAGUUAAGAACCUGGACAAGUGGUACUGGGACUGAUCGUGCUUUAUUUGUUUUGCUGUUGAAUACUCAAGUUUGAAAGGUUUGUUUUUCACUUAACAUCAAGGUCUGUUACUAUUUACGAGGUCUGUUAGAAAACUAUCCGACCUUUUUAUUUAAAAAAAAACUAUAUGGAUUUGAAUCGUGUGCGCUUGCAUCAGCCAAGCUUGAACCUUCGUGCGCAUGCUUGAGU